Fonsecaea multimorphosa CBS 102226 is the source of this 1077-nucleotide messenger RNA. RefSeq lists its product as uncharacterized. NCBI's taxonomy places the organism in Eukaryota, Fungi, Ascomycota, Eurotiomycetes, Chaetothyriales, Herpotrichiellaceae. Bases 1 to 1077 code for a protein of 358 amino acids. Gene Ontology annotation, molecular function: transporter activity. The transcript has 2 exons. The record is from RefSeq and is a predicted model, not a curated record. Gene Ontology annotation, biological process: transport.
AUGGCCGUUUGUCCAUCUCUUAGCGACGCCAACCAGGCAAAGCCGGUUGUUGGUGACCUCUCGUACCAUACCUUGACGACUUAUGUUUCUGCGGGGACCACUAUCUGCACAUGGAUACUGUGCAGCAUCCUCACUCUUGCACAUCUCGUCAGAUAUGCAGAGCCGAGACAGCAAAGACAAAUCUUGCGUCUUAUUUGGACGCCAGCAGUAUUCGCCAUCUUCAGCUUCUUCGGAGUCUGGCAUUACAAUCUUGCCAACUACCUGACUCCUAUUGCCGAGCUAUACGAAUGCUUCGCACUCAUUGCCCUUUUCUUCCUGUUGAUUGCCUACCUCGCGCCAGAGUCCUUUGAAGGACAGCGUCAGUUCUUUGCCACUCAUGCUGGGACGGUCAAAUCUUCCGAUACUUCGAAUGUCGACUGGUUCCGCAAGAUUUGGAUCACCGUGAUACAGAUCUUGCCAACACGAGUGAUAACAGUCAUCGCCACGGAAAUUGUCGAAGCAACACAGUGCCAAGGAACGAAGAGGUAUCGUCGGGCGAAUACCAUUAUCAGCAUCGUCCAGGGCGUCCUGACAGCGAUCUGCGUGAUCGGGAUCUCCAAGUUUUACUUGAGAUUCCGCAGCGAACUUCACGCUGCCGAUCGACGAAUCUUUUUCAAGAUGGGUGCAUUCAAACUCGUCGUCUUUGUCCAGCUCCUACAAAGAAUCAUUCUCAACGCCUUGUCACAGAGUGAUGCUCUCAAUCCCACCGAGUCUCUGAGCUAUAACGACCUCAAUCUUGGCCUGAACUCAUUCCUCACCUGCAUGGAGACUUUUAUAUUUGCUGUUCUCUUUGUCUGGCCCUUCUGGCCACAGAGGACAUCCACAAAUUCCAAGGCUGGAGUUAUUUCGGCAGCUUUGGACGCAGUCAACCUUGGAGACAUCUUUGCCGGGAUCGUUCGUGCUGGAAGGCUCUAUCGCGGAAAGUCCUCGGUAACGACGGCCAGUCAUCAAAGUUGGUAUGCGGGCGAUAACCGAUCUGGACAUGCGCAGCAACAGGAAUUCGUUGGGAACAAAUUGGAGAGCGAUGACGGUAGCUAG